Lottia gigantea (owl limpet) is the source of this 888-nucleotide messenger RNA. RefSeq lists its product as hypothetical. The coding region runs from base 1 to 888 and encodes 295 amino acids. The record is from RefSeq and is a predicted model, not a curated record. Gene Ontology annotation, molecular function: protein kinase activity; ATP binding. NCBI's taxonomy places the organism in Eukaryota, Metazoa, Mollusca, Gastropoda, Lottiidae. Gene Ontology annotation, biological process: protein phosphorylation. The transcript has 8 exons.
AUGGAUUUUGAGCCGAGUGUAGAUCCUGAUAAUUAUUAUGCUGCUUUAGUUAAUUUUGAAAUUGAUAAAAAGAUUGGUAAAGGCCAGUUUUCAGAAGUAUAUAGAGCUAAAUGUAAAGUAGAUCAAGAAAUUGUUGCUUUGAAAAAAGUUCAGAUAUUUGAGAUGAUGGAUGCUAAAGCUAGACAAGAUUGUAUAAAAGAAAUUGAUUUAUUAAAGCAAUUAAACCAUGAUAAUGUAAUAAAGUAUUUAGCAUCAUUUAUUGAGAACAAUGAGUUGAAUAUUGUUUUAGAAUUAGCUGAUGCUGGAGAUUUAUCUAGAAUGAUCAAACACUUCAAGAAACAAGGUAGAUUAAUACCAGAGAAAACAGUAUGGAAGUAUUUUGUACAGAUUUGUAUGGCUCUUCAUCACAUGCAUUCAAAACGUAUCAUGCAUAGAGAUAUUAAGCCAGCUAAUGUAUUUAUAACAGCACAAGGUGUAGUUAAACUAGGUGAUUUAGGUCUUGGGAGAUUCUUUAGUUCUAAAACUACAGCGGCACAUUCCUUAGUUGGUACACCAUAUUAUAUGUCACCAGAGAGAAUACAUGAAAAUGGCUAUAAUUUUAAAUCUGAUAUAUGGUCAUUAGGUUGUUUAUUAUAUGAGAUGGCUGCUCUACAGUCUCCAUUCUAUGGUGAUAAAAUGAAUCUAUAUUCAUUAUGUAAGAAAAUAGAACAAUGUGAUUAUCCACCAUUACCAGCAGAUAUCUAUUCUGAAAAUUUACGUGAACUAGUAAGAAAGUGUAUUAAUCCUAAUCCAGAUGAAAGACCUAGUAUAGAAUAUGUUUAUGGAGAGGCUAAGAAGAUGUAUCAACAUUUUCAAUUAGAGAACCCAUCCCCUGUACCACCACAAUAA